AUGAAGACCUCCGUCAUCGCCCUCUCCCUCUUCUCGGCCGUCGCUUUUGCUCUUCCAGAAGCUCACGGUGGCUGGGGUGGAAACGGAGGAUGGGACGGCAAGGAUAAGGGCUGGGGUUGGGUCAUUAUCCAGGACUACUGGAAGUUCACCUCGACUUUCUCUGUCAAGGCCACCCCUGACCAGGUUGUGAACGGUACCACUCCAACAGGCGGACAGCCAGGCGCCGUCGGCUACUACGAGUUCGGCCUCAACUCCCAGAAGAACUUCAUCUGCUACAACAUCCGCCUCCAAAACUUCGGCUCCGCCACCUACCAGUCCCCAGCGGACACCGCAACACAUAUCCACGAGGCUGCCCGCGGCCAGUCUGGUCCACCACGCAUCGCCUUCCCCAACCCAGCAUACGAAGGCAGCCCAGAAGAGAGAGUCAGCAUCGGUUGCCUCCAGGGCCCAUUCCAGACGGGUGUGAUCAACAACGCUACUGGCCAAGACACCGGUGUGGGUUUCAACGUUGCUCAGAUUGAGGCGAACCCAUCUGCCUUCUUUGCGGAUGUGCACACGAAUGUGGCUGUUCCUGGUGCGGUUCGGGGACAGAUUGCUUAA
Zasmidium cellare ATCC 36951 is the source of this 600-nucleotide messenger RNA. RefSeq lists its product as uncharacterized. The transcript has 4 exons. The record is from RefSeq and is a predicted model, not a curated record. Lineage: Eukaryota; Fungi; Ascomycota; Dothideomycetes; Mycosphaerellales; Mycosphaerellaceae. The coding region runs from base 1 to 600 and encodes 199 amino acids.